CGACAACGUCGAUAAGACUUUUGUGCAGUAAAAGCGUUAACUGUUAAUUGUUUGGAGAAAAUAUAUUCAUAUAUUAACUCCGCUUAAGUUUUUUUGGGUGACAUAUUGGACUUCUUUCGUAUUAAUAAGAUUUUCACUUCUGGUGCUGGUGGAAGAUUGUAGAAGGAACUUAGCACGUGGAAAUCGUAACAAUGAGCAAAUACGAGAACUACAACUCAACGUCUCGCAACUAUGACAAACAGAGGGUCCCAGUUGCCUCGGACACCAUCGCGGCCAUGAUUCAGUUCCUUACGAGCAAACAGCUCAAGGACAUCCAUGUAUUGGACGCAGGUUGCGGAACGGGCAACUACUCUAGUGCUCUCCUUGAACGGGGUCUUGGUCAGGUGACUAUGAUUGACGCCUCCAGUGGAAUGCUACAGCAGGCGAGAGAUAAACUAGGUCAUGCCUUGGCGGAUGGACGCGUCAAACAGAUGCUAGAGGUCAAACUACCGGAACUACCGUUUCCUGAUAAAACAUUUGACGCCGUCAUGUUUAAUUUGGUACUUCACCAUCUAGAACCUAAAUCCUCUUCAACUGAUGGUAGUUUUCCCGUCAUUACCAAGGCGAUUACCGAGGCAAGACGAGUUAUCAAGAAAAACGGCGUACUCAUUGUAACCACUCAACUUCCGAAUAUCCUCAAAAACAAUCUGUGGUUUUCUCGGAUCAAUGAGAACCUCACAGAACGCAACAUGAAACGCUGGCCAGAAUUGGAUUACUAUGAAAGUACAUUUUCUGCGGCCAAAUUUGAACUGGUUGAAACUGUUAACAUACUUUCCAAGCACUACCUGAAUGAGAAUGAGUUCUAUGAAGGCCCGUUGCAUGACUGGUGGAGAGAUACGGAGUCUUAUUGGGCCCUUGCCACGGAGGAAGAAUUGAGGCAAAUUAAGGAGAAGAUCUCUGACUUGAAAGAAAGAGGAGAACUUGAAGCAUGGGCAAAGGAGAGAGAUAGAGCCAGGACCGAGGGAUCGAUCACAUUGUUUGUUUGCAAAGCAAUGUAAAUAUUGCUGGACAAAAGAGACGGAUCGAGCCUGGACAGGGAGUCCGUUACUUUGUAUGUUGGUAGAUCAUUGUUGCUGGAAAGUUAAAAUUUACAUAAAUUGUGUGUAACAUUUCAC
This is a messenger RNA of Mya arenaria, 1154 nucleotides long. Its product is annotated as malonyl-[acyl-carrier protein] O-methyltransferase-like. The transcript has 5 exons. NCBI's taxonomy places the organism in Eukaryota, Metazoa, Mollusca, Bivalvia, Myida, Myidae. The record is from RefSeq and is a predicted model, not a curated record. Gene Ontology annotation, molecular function: S-adenosylmethionine-dependent methyltransferase activity. Bases 192 to 1037 code for a protein of 281 amino acids.